This is a messenger RNA of Rhineura floridana, 6879 nucleotides long. RefSeq names its product coronin 2A (gene CORO2A). The transcript is spliced from 12 exons. Gene Ontology annotation, biological process: actin filament organization. NCBI's taxonomy places the organism in Eukaryota, Metazoa, Chordata, Lepidosauria, Squamata, Rhineuridae. Gene Ontology annotation, molecular function: actin filament binding. Bases 382 to 1959 code for a protein of 525 amino acids. The record is from RefSeq and is a predicted model, not a curated record.
GAGUUUGCAAGCGUGCGACCUGGCGCUUGGGAAGCGUGCUUGCUGCAGGCUGGAGGAUUUGAUGGGCUUUUAAUUUAUUUAAUUUUUUAAGAAGGGAGUGGGUGACAAGCAAAGGAGCUGUUAUUUCCUGGAUUUGUUUUGUUUGUGUUUUGGACGUCUUGCAACACUUGUUUGUAUAGCUAGCCGUGAUUAAUGAAUGAACGAAAUUCCGUGAUCGCGCAGCAGCACCUGUAAGGGGAUGAGAUAGGCAUUCUCUAAUACGGUAGGAAAAAAGGAGGUGGUGAAGGAGUGGUGCGGUGCAGAACAGUGAGGAUUUGCGGAGAGAGACGACAGUUGGACGGGCUCCCCAGCCCUUGACGCUGCACCAAAAAUCCAGGCUGCAUGACCAUCGCAAAGAUGUCAUGGUACCCUCAGUAUCGGAGUUCAAAAUUCCGCCACGUUUAUGGCAAGGCUGCAAGCAAAGAGAACUGCUAUGACUGUGUGCCUAUCACCCGGAGCGUCCACGACAACCACUUCUGUGCUGUGAACCCACAUUUCAUUGCUGUUGUGACCGAAUGUGCAGGUGGAGGAGCCUUUCUUGUUAUACCAGUAAAUCAAACAGGAAAACUUGACCCGCAUUACCCUCGCAUCUGUGGGCACAAAGGGAAUGUUUUAGACAUUAAGUGGAAUCCUUUUGAUGACUUUGUAAUAGCUUCGUGCUCUGAAGACACCACUGUUAAAAUAUGGAACGUUCCUCCAUACUUACUAACAAAAAGCAUAACAGAAGCGCAGAAGGAGCUUCUCGGUCAUGCGCGAAGGGUAGGGCUCAUCGAAUGGCACCCAACAGCGAGUAAUAUCCUUUUCAGCACCGGUUACGAUUACAAAAUCAUGAUCUGGAACCUUGACACCAAAGAGUCUGUCAUUCAGAACCCGGUGAAGACAAUCAACUUCCAUACGGACGUGAUUCUCUCCAUGUCAUUCAACACUGACGGGAGCCUGUUAGCCACAGCCUGCAGGGACAGGAAAAUAAGGGUCAUCGACCCACGAGCAGGAACUCUCUUACAGGAAGCAAACAACAAGUCUCACAGAGUGAAUAAAGUUUUGUUUCUAGGAAACAUGAAAAGGCUGCUCUCCACGGGGACUUCCAGGUGGAAUAACAGGCAAAUUGCACUGUGGGAUCAGAAUGACCUUUCUGUGCCUUUACUAGAGGAGGAUGUGGACGGCUCAUCAGGUCUCUUGUUUCCUUUCUAUGACUCAGACACACACGUGCUGUAUGUGUUGGGCAAGGGCGAUGGGAACAUCAGGUACUACGAGAUAAGUCUGGAGAAGCCCUACCUCAAUUACCUGAUGGAGUACCGCUCCUCUUUGCCCCAGAAAGGAAUCGGUAUCAUGCCAAAGAGGGGUCUGGACGUCUCUGCCUGUGAGAUCUUCCGAUUCUACAAACUGAUACCAGUCAAAAGCCUGGUUGAGCCAGUGUCUAUGAUCGUGCCACGGCGGUCUGAAUCAUACCAGGAAGACAUCUAUCCGAUGACAGCUGGAGCCCAGCCAGCCCUGACAGCACAAGAAUGGCUGAGUGGCGCCAAUAAAGGCCCCGUCUUGAUGUCUCUGAGACCGGGCUCUGUCAUCUUGAACUCUUUGCCACCACUUUCUGUGAAGGAGGCCACACUGGAGGCAAUGGAACCUGUCCAAUACCGGGGCAAGAUGGCAGAUGUCAUGGAAAAGCCAAGCAGAAUCCAAGAGAAAUGGGGCUGCUGGCAGGCUGAGGAAAGAGGACCGCAAGACAAGCAGAUAGGGCUGUUGAACGGCUUUGAUGUUUUUGAGUGCCCUCCGCCCAAAACAGAAAAUGAGCUGCUGCAGAUGUUUUACCGACAGCAGGAAGAAAUCCGGAGGCUCCGUGAAUUGCUGAUUCAGCGGGAUGUCCAGAUCAAACAGCUGGAGCUGGAGAUCAAAAACCUUCACAUGGAUUCAGGCAGGUUCUGACGGGACAUACCUUGGCAGCCUCUCAGAGGCAGCUCAGACUCCAGGACAAUGGUUGCCUCAACUUCUUAAAUGUGGAAAGGUUUUGGAUUAGGAGAAGAACUUGAGAUUUAUAGGCAACUAAUUGCAUGCCUCAAGUGCCCGUAUCUGGAAGCUGGAGGCUGCUGGGAUUCUUACCAGCGCUUUGCUCACCAGCCAUCUUCUUCAAAAGAACUGGUUUAAAAGUGGCCCCAAGUUCACUCUGUGAGUUAAGAGGUCUCAGGGUGAAGCCAGAUGCUCCAGCAGUCUCCCUGUGCCUGCGCAUGCCCUGGUAUUUCAUUGAGGAACAGGGAGAGCAACCUUCAAGCCCACUGUGCUCCUCUGUGCUUGGCCAUGUGACGGCUUUGACUAUGACAGGCUGCCCAGCAAUGAACUGUUGGAACAUGAAGAUGAAGGCUGCUUGGAGUGGCUCAGGACUCUUCCCUGUUCCUCUGCAGAGCUGAACGGAUGCAGGAUGAGUCUACAUUGAAUGACUUUUGUCUCUCGUUUGGUCAAGGAGUGUGGGUGGGGGGGACAUGCUUAAGCCAUCUGCUUCCCUUAGCUUUAUAGAUCUUCCUUUGCAAAUAUGGUUGUGCUCAAGUGGUAAAGGAACAAAGAAAGUGGGGUCUAUAAUCGGAGAAUGCAAGUCAGGAAUGCUGUUUUUUUUUUUAAAAAAAGGAACUCAUAUCAAAAGCCAAGCUUUUGUAAGCGAUGUUUAGUUGUUGAGCGUGGAGAGGGCACCCCAGUAUUGCUGAAAUGGAGCAUGUCAUAACCAGAGAUCUGUAGUUGUGGUCUAUAUACAGUCAUCGUCCAACUUCACCCAUAAUCUUAUCCCAGGAUCACAUCAUGCCUUAAGCGAACAGUAGAGACUGGUGACCAGUUCUCUGAACUAGCUUCCUUUCAAUUGGCUCCAACUCAAUCUCCCACUGGUUCGUCGUCUUUCAUCAGUUUGCUGCUGAAUGUUGUACCAGAACCAGUGUCGGCCAUUGCAGUGCAGGGUCGAAAAAAAAAAAGUCCAGAUACUGAUUUCCAGUUCGUCUUAAAACAUGUUCCAUGUUUCUUUCAUCCAGUUUAGAGCCUUAGUAUGUGAUUGUUCGUCCAGUAUUGCAAAAUCACAGUGCUCUUCUUUCAAAUUGUUUUCUGCUUUGAUGCCUCUGACCAAUGCUUUGCCUCAUCUUCCAUGGCCUGAUACUUACGCGAACCUAUGCAAAGCUCUGCCAUCCAGGUAGCUGUCCUUGCUGAUCUCAGGGCUGACCACCUGUAAUGUCCAAAGAUUGUGAGGCCCUGGGGGUAGGGGAAUGUAUCUCCUGGGGGAUAUACUAUGCUUUAGAGCAUUUUACCCUGAUCAAAAGGGCUGGAAAUAAUAUAUAAAAACAGUUAGGCUUCUGUGAUAUCAGGAGCUGGGGCUUGAAGAAACACAGCAGCACUGCACAUAAUAAAAUUGCAAAAUCCAACUGGCCUGCAGGGUUUGAACUAACCCAAGAUUUGUUCAGGGGAGAGAGCGAGCAAGAGUGAGAAUGAAAAGCUAGGGAGUUAGAAGCAACCAGAGGACUAAAUUGCAAACAAGCAGGUUGCAGCCUAAAAUAUUUAAUACAGGGUUGUUUAUGGGGAUUGCACUCCCCAUCUAGUCAGUCACUGAAAUGCCUCUGAUGGAAGAGGAAGGAAGCAGGGCUGGGGUACAGUACUAGUGUUCUAUCUUGAACUAAAUAUUUCCCUUUCAUUCACUUUCAUCCAAGUCUCUCAGAAAGACCAGUAAUUUCCAGUGCUAAAAUCACUCCCAAGAGCCUGCUUUCAGUUGCAGCACUCCCCAGUGGCUUGAUAAAAUUGUGCCCAGGCAUGCCUGUCUCCAGAUUCUUUUUCUACCCUUAUUACCCCUCAUUAGAUCUGCCAGUGCUUGUUGCUGGAAGAAUACCUCUCAUAGCCAAACUAUACAUGCAGCAGAAAACAAGUGGCUCAGUUUUCCCUGGAUUGCACUAUUCAUGCUACAGUGUGUGUGUCUUGAACGGUCCCCUAAUUUUGGAGGGGUAGGGAGGCCUUCCCUGUAUCUAUAAAGCUUUCCUGUCAGGGAGGAAGAUUCUGUAUACAGAGCAUUCAGAUAUGCUAUAACACACCAGUCUGAAAUGGUACAAGCCAAGAAAGCAUUUUGCUUGUGGCUUUGUUACUCUGGUGUUCAGAACAGUACAGGAGGCAUCAUGGAACCCAUUGGAAAUGCUGAACCAUAUUUGGAUACCAAACUUUUACACUUAAACUGACCUCUGAAUAUUAAGAGUAUUUUAUUUCCAUUGCUCGUGGAAUUUUAGCCAACCCUUUUUAAAAGCGGCUGUUUUUACACAUUUAUCCAGAUUACCAUGAUGAUUAAGAACUUACAGUAGUCACACUGGCCAUCCAGUGGCCAGUCUACUCUAGAUCAAGUUGUCUACCAAAUGUGGCCAGUCGGUAUGUUCACAGUCAAAGCAUAAUUGCAAUAUCCAUCCUCUGUUGCUAAUCUCAGAGAUUUUCUCCCCCUUAAGUAAUGAAUUUUAGCUAGCUCGCUUUAACCAUUUGUCUCAGCCUAACAGUAUGAGAGUGCUGCAGCCCUUUUGCUGUUUAACAAGGGAAACUGAUUGUAGGCUGCUGUUCCCUGUCACAAACAACUGCUGAGCAGGAGUCCAGCUUUUAUUUUUAACAAAUUGUGCACUCAUAGGGAUGGGACUAGUGAAUUGUCCAUGCAGCAUCUGUUUGCACAACUAAGGAUAUGUGUGCAGAUGGCUCUCUGGAUUGAGAAAAAUGACAACCUGAGUAAUAUCCUAUAUUAGUCAUGCUCAGAGUAAACCCAUGGUCAUCAAUUGACUAAAGUCCAUUAAUUUGUUGUUUACUUUGCAUAUGGCUAAUGUUGGGUAUCUCCCCUUGCAAUUAGUGAGAUUAUUAUCUUUUCUUGUUUACAUGCAGAAUAAAUUAUUUAAAAGUUUUUUUCAGCAAAGGCAAAGGGAAAAUACGUUUUAAAAUUCAUUUUACAAGUGUACUUUUGAAUAAAUGUUUGCUUGUUUUUAUGCAUCUUAUCUGAUCAGCAGGCAAAAGUUAGCCAUUUAUCAAGGGGAUUCAUUAAUCCCAAAUCUACUUGAAAAAAAUAUUUACUGCAUUUUGUUUACCGGUAACCUUUCAGCAAACAAAGGGGAUCAAAUCAACACUUGAAAAUUAUUUUUCAAAAUAUCACUUUUCUGUUAUAUGUAAAUUUUUGAAAGAGUACAUUUCAUAGCAGAGUUUUACUCGUGUGUUUUCUGGAGGGGAGAGGAAUGAAAAGAAAAUAUACAGUAAUAACUGGGUACGCUUUAUUAAACAGUGCCUAACUAUAUGUAAGGAUGAAUUAUUGACAGUAUUCCUGUUUUUUUGUUCUUUUCAUUUAAAAGGAAGUAAAUCAUUCAGAAAAGAGAGGGGGGCAUAACUGAAAGAUAUUUGACUGGCAAGGAUUGUACUUUAUAUAUAAACAUGAUUGGUUCCAGUGGGAAAGUGGAUCAAUGGGAGUGAAGCAUAUACUUAAAUCAAAAUAAAUGGCAUCCAAAUGUAUCAUCCUGAUCUAGUUAAGACCUCAUGCCAGCCAUGCAACUAAGUCCACAAAACGUACUAGCCUAGAACCAUUUUUACUAGCGCUACUGACCAAGCCUAUCAAGUGAAAGUAAUCUGUGGCCCAUCAACAAAAUGUCGACACAUUUGUUCCUCUUAUGACUGGCAAAAUGCCUGCCCAUGUAGCCACAGCAGGAUGGGGAAUCAUAUGUACAGAUGGCUUUACAUGUAUCAUUUCCCACCCACUUAGGCUGGAAUCCCACCAACUGCCUAUUUGGGAAGAAGAGUAGGGAAGGCUGGAUUCCAUCUCUCCCCACCACCACCCCAGCUGACACAAGAUUGCAGUGCUUUUUUUUUAAGGAGUUCUCUUCUAUGCAUACCCCCCCCCCAAAAAAUCUUUGGCUAGAUUGUGUCCACAUGCUUAAAAAAAUGCAAGGGAAAAAUACAAUUCCGUAAGUAAUAGUUUUCUGCUUACGUGCACCUUUUGCCUUAAAUUCCUUUGCAGGCACCCAACUUAUAAAUUCUUGUGCAUAUAUAUGAUCUUCUAGAAGUCUGGUCACUAGAUUCUGUGGUCUACUCUAACCAAGGGGUGCUGUUGUAAUUCCAUGGGAGCAGUGUGGCGCUGGGCACAGAAUUCAGCUUCCUGAGAAGCUCUCCUUUCAAUUAAAAGCAAAAGAAGCAUGUUACUAGGCCUUAUGUCUGCAGACUAUGUUUUUAAACUAUAAGGGUAAUGCCUACAGAAAUCCCAUCUAAAUAAGAUUUCUAAUAGCAAUAGGUGAAGUUUCAGUGUUCUGCAAAAAGCUCCUUCCCGUUCCCCAUGACUUGCAAAGGCAAAAUGAUUUACACCAAACUGCAUACAUCUGCAUACUUUAUGCAUGUUACAAAACGCAGCUUUUGGAAAAUUUGAUUUUCAGCAGACACAAUCCUUGGCAAAGUAAUCUCAGUCCCUUAUGUACUGCUACUGUUUGUUGCUUCCAACAAGCAUAUAAAAAUGAACAUUAACUCCAAAUAAAGGUAUUUCCUGGUUUUUAUUUUUGUGUCUUAGCUACUGGAUCCUUUUUAACUCUCUUGAUACUAACUUCAGAAAAGAUUAUUUCCAACCACAGGCUAGAGCUUCCAACUUACUUAAGCUGCAUUAAGAAGGAAUUGCUAUAUAGUGGAAGAAUGUGAAAGAUCCAUCUUGGAACGAAGCAAAGGUGGAGGGCCAAAUCCAAUGUCUAUGCAUGGGCAGAGCAGCUGUCCACUUGCACAAUGUGACUUCCCCACUUCUUUUCCUAUCACUUUCAGCUCCCCAAACAUGUUCUGGAGCAUUGGGGGACCCUCAGGCAGAUUUGGAGAGGCAUGGGGAGCUACAGGUGAGAUGAG